GGGGCAGAGGAGGGAGGCCGGGGCAGCCGUCGAGGCAGGGAGACCAGCAGGACCGGCCGUGCCAGCAGGCAGAUAGCCCUGCCAUCACCAGCCCCAGGGGCAGCGAGAGGGCAGAGGCCAGAACAUCCAAGCCCGGACUUUUGGGGGGACGGAGACACGCAGAGAGAGAACCAUGAGGACCACCUGGGCCUCGCUCAUCUCCCUCCUGGUCCUCGUCGGCCUCGCGCCGUCCGCUUCGCAGGGAAAAGAAGUUGUGCUCCUGGACAUGGCUGCAGCCAAAGGCGAGCUGGGUUGGCUGAAACAUCCCUACAACCAAGGGUGGGACCUGCUCCAGAACAUCAUGGACGAGGCUCCCAUCUACAUGUACUCAGUGUGCAACGUGGUGGAGGGCGACCAGGACAACUGGCUGAGGACAAACUGGAUCUACCGGAGCGAAGCCGAGCGCAUCUUCAUCGAGCUCAAGUUCACCGUCCGCGACUGCAACAGCUUCCCCGGCGGAGCCAGCUCCUGCAAGGAGACUUUCAACCUGUACUACGCCGAGUCGGACGUGGACUACGGCACCAACUUCCAGAAGCGGCAGUUCAGCAAGAUUGACACCAUCGCGCCUGACGAGAUCACCGUCAGCAAUGACUUUGCCACCCGCAAUGUUAAGCUCAACGUGGAGGAGCGCUCGGUCGGGCCGCUCACCCGCAAGGGCUUCUACCUGGCCUUCCAGGACAUCGGGGCCUGCGUGGCCCUGCUCUCCGUCCGCAUCUACUACAAGAAGUGCCCCGAGGUCCUGCAGGGACUCGCCCGCUUCCCCGAGACCAUCGCCGGGUCUGACUCUCCUGCCCUGGCCAAGGUGGCGGGCGUCUGCGUGGAGAAUGCCGCCGUGGCCCCCGGCGGUGAGGAGCCCAUGAUGCAUUGCAACGUGGAUGGCGAGUGGCUGGUGCCCAUCGGACAGUGCCUGUGCCAGGCGGGCUAUGAGAAGGUGGAAGACGCAUGCCAAGCCUGCGCCCCUGGCUUCUUCAAGUCCGAAGCCUCCAGUGUGGCCUGCGAGGAGUGUCCCCCGAACACGGUGGCCUCACCCGAGGGGGCCACCUCCUGUGCCUGUAAAGAAGGCUUUUUCCGGGCUUCGGCGGAUCCUUCCUCCAUGGCCUGCACAAGUCCCCCUUCUCCCCCUUACCACCUCACUGCCAUCGGCAUGGGCGCCAAGGUGGAGCUGCGCUGGAAAGCCCCCCAGGACACAGGAGGCCGGACGGAUGUCACCUACACGGUCACCUGUGAGCAGUGCUGGCCUGAGACGGGGGAGUGUUUCCCCUGUGAGUCUAGUGUGCGCUACUCAGAGCCGCCCCAAGACCUGAGCAGCACUAGUCUGACCGUGAGUGACCUGGAGCCCCACAUCAACUACACCUUUGCUGUGGAGGCCCGCAAUGGGGUCUCUGGCUUCGUGACCACCCGCAGCUUCCGCACGGCCAGCGUCAGCAUCAACCAGACCGAACCACCAAGGGUGAAUCUGGACAGCCGCAGCACCACGACCCUUAGCGUGUCCUGGACCAUUCCCCUCCGGCAGCAGAACCGCGUCUGGAAGUACGAGGUCACCUAUCACAAGAAGAUGGAUCCCAACAACUAUAACGUGCGUCGCACUGAAGGCUUUUCCAUGACACUGGACGAUCUCGUGCCGGGCACCACGUACUUGGUACAGGUCCAGGCCCUGACACAGGAGGGCCAGGGGGCCGGAAGCAAGGUGCAUGAGUUCCAGACCCUAGCCACUGAGGGAUCCAGCAACAUGGCAGUGAUUGGAGGAGUCGCUGGAGGCUUGGUUUUGCUGCUGGCACUGGCCCUGGCUGGGCUUUUUAUCCACCGCAGGAGGAAGAAUGCUAGAACUCGCCAGUCUUCAGAGGACGUUUACUUCUCCAAGUCCGAACAACUGAAGCCCCUGAAAACCUAUGUGGACCCCCACACCUACGAGGACCCCAACCAGGCUGUGCUGAAGUUCACCACCGAGAUCCACCCCUCCUGGGUCACACGUCAGAAGGUGAUUGGUGCAGGAGAAUUCGGGGAAGUCUUCAAGGGAUCACUGAAGGCCCCAGGCAAGAAAGAAGUUCCAGUGGCCAUGAAGACCCUGAAGGCUGGGUACACAGAAAAGCAGCGUGUGGACUUCCUGAGCGAAGCCAGCAUCAUGGGCCAAUUCAGUCACCACAACAUCAUCCGCUUGGAGGGGGUUGUCUCCAAAUAUAAGCCCAUGAUGAUCAUCACAGAGCACAUGGAAAAUGGUGCCUUGGACAAGUUCCUGCGGGAGAAGGAUGGCGAAUUCUGUGUGAUCCAGCUAGUGGGCAUGCUGCGGGGCAUCGCGGCAGGCAUGAAGUACCUGGCCAAUAUGAACUAUGUCCACCGUGACCUCGCCGCCCGCAACAUCCUGGUCAACAGCCAGCUGGUGUGCAAGGUGUCCGACUUCGGGCUAUCCCGGGUUCUGGAGGAUGACCCCGAUGCUACCUAUACGACCAGCGGGGGGAAAAUCCCCAUUCGCUGGACGGCACCUGAGGCCAUCUCCUACCGCAAGUUCACCUCGGCCAGUGAUGUCUGGAGCUAUGGCAUCGUCAUGUGGGAGGUGAUGUCCUAUGGAGAGAGGCCCUACUGGGAGCUGUCCAACCAUGAGGUUAUGAAAGCCAUCAAUGAGGGCUUCCGACUGCCCGCUCCCAUGGACUGCCCCUCCGCCAUCUACCAACUGAUGAUGCAGUGCUGGCAGCAAGAACGUGCCCGGCGCCCCAAAUUUGCUGACAUCGUCAGCAUCUUGGAUAAGCUCAUCCGAGCUCCCGAUUCACUCAAGACCCUGGCCGACUUCGACCCCAGAGUCUCCAUACGCCUGCCCAGCACCAGCGGCUCCGAGGGAAUCCCCUUCCGCACUGUGUCCGAGUGGCUCGAGUCCAUCAAGAUGCACCAAUACACAGAGCACUUCAUGACGUCCGGCUACAAUGCCAUCGAGAAAGUGGUACAGAUGACUAAUGAUGAUAUCAAGAGAAUCGGAGUCCGUUUACCUGGCCACCAGAAACGCAUCGCCUACAGCCUUCUGGGCCUGAAGGAGCAAGUCAGCACUGUGGGAAUCCCCAUCUGAACUGAGCAGCAGAGGGAGGGAUCUAAGCGUACGUGCAAACAGGAAAAUACUUGAAGAUACGUAGAAUUGAAGUAAACGCUGGCAGCCUCGGGCAUCGGAGGAAACUGGCUGCCGCCUAGAGUCCUCCCACUCAGCUUCUUGGAUCCGUGUUUUACCUCGACAGUGAUUGCUUUAUUUAUUUUUUGUGUACUAUUGAGUGGUUAAUCUCUGGUGUAUAUGGACCCUCAGCCGCAGCUGUGCAAUGUGACCAGCCCCAAGACGGGCUGAAGGGGUGCCAGGUGUUUCCGAGCAAUGGACGGUUUCCUCAAAGACUUUGGCCCCUGGGAUGUACGGGCCCUGGGAUCCUCCCUCUGCCCAAGGAGGGUCAAAGCCUUCAUCUCCCUGUUCUCUCGGUGCCGUGAGGACCGGCCAACCAGAGAACCGCUCCACAGAUGCGCAGCUCUGAAUUUUCUCAGAAGUCCUCUGUGGCGUUUCCAGUGGCCUUCACUUUGGUUUCCCUUCCCCUGAGGCAGUGGGGGCUGGCCAGGCCUCCUGACAGUCGCCAUGGGAACUGGGUAAUGCACCCUUUCACUCUUUAUAAGAGGACGGUGACCAAACUCUGUGCAAACGAUUCCUCGCUGACGGACUGCGACAUAGAAGCCGACCGCCUUCGAGUUUCAGGGAGGUGGGCUGUCUCCGCUGUCUUCCCUGAGCACUGAGGCACUCUUCCUCUUCGACUGUGGCCUUUUGAAGGAGCGGAGGAAGGAGAGGGCCCCCUGGCUAUGUUUUUUUUUUUAUACUUUUUGUACUUAGUUGAGAGUGUGUUUGUGUGGUAGCCUCCCCAGGAGGGGAGGGGGCGGGGGCCCAGGCUUGGCCUGGCAUCCUGUGUCCCUGAGCUCAGCUGGGACGUGGCUCUGCCCGCAAGAGAAUGAGGCAGGUCCCACUGGUAUGAACGCCUCAUCUUUCCUAUUUAUUUCUACCUUCUGAACUCUCCCUACCCUUCGCUUCUUUAGCUGUCAUUUGCUAGCCCGUCAGUGUUACCUUCGAUUUAUUUUUGGGACCCUAAUUUAUUUUUUUUUUUUAUAUUUAUUGAUAGAAAAGUUAUUUCUACUUGUCCUGAAUUGCCGUUCGGAAUAAAGUU
This is a messenger RNA of Tachyglossus aculeatus (Australian echidna), 4214 nucleotides long. It is a transcript of the gene EPHA2, whose product is annotated as EPH receptor A2. Bases 173 to 3094 code for a protein of 973 amino acids. The record is from RefSeq and is a predicted model, not a curated record. Gene Ontology annotation, biological process: cell surface receptor protein tyrosine kinase signaling pathway; protein phosphorylation; axon guidance. Lineage: Eukaryota; Metazoa; Chordata; Mammalia; Monotremata; Tachyglossidae. The transcript has 17 exons. Gene Ontology annotation, cellular component: plasma membrane; neuron projection. Gene Ontology annotation, molecular function: protein binding; transmembrane-ephrin receptor activity; ATP binding.